Molecule: messenger RNA, 1683 nt
Organism: Canariomyces notabilis
Lineage: Eukaryota; Fungi; Ascomycota; Sordariomycetes; Sordariales; Chaetomiaceae
Product: tryptophan synthase beta subunit-like PLP-dependent enzyme
Exons: 2
Coding region: 337-1584 (415 amino acids)
Source: RefSeq, a predicted model, not a curated record
UACGUACCUACCUACUAGUUAGUACUUUAGUUUUCUACCAGUAGUUUUGAGGCCGUUCCUCCGGCGAUGCUUCUCAAGUUCCCGAGUCCGAAGUCUCGGACUGACCAAAACUCAGGCCCGGGCAUGCCGAGUAAGCAACCCCGCACGCCGAAGUGUCAGCGUCUUUUUUCACGCCAGCCCAAAGGUUGGCCAGCUUUCAGAAACAUCGUCUACCUGCACAUUCUACGCUUCAAGUCAGUACUAGCCGCCAGGAACUCACGUACUUAGUAUCAACGAAGCCCAACGACAACUCACCUGGCACCUGCCUCCCUACUCUGAGCCCCUCAACUCGGACCGAUGGCCUCUCCACCACCCUCAUCAUCGCCAGUCUUUAUCAACGCCGCGGCCAAAACCUGGCGGUUCCAAAACACACCCGGCACUGGUUCACAAUCUCCUCUCGGCCUCUCCCCAGUUCAAGCCCUGCAUCGCAGUCUCCCGGACUACGGCCCCUCACCGCUGCGCUCCCUCCCCGCCCUCGCGGAUUCGCUGGGUCUCUCCCACGUGCUGCUCAAAGACGAGUCCUCCCGCUUCGGCCUCCCUUCGUUCAAAAUCCUUGGCGCGUCCUGGGCCGUCCCUAACGCGGUCGCCGCCCAUCUUGGGGUUAGCUUACCUGGCUCCAACGACAGCACUACCAGGCUUACCAGCCAUGGGUCGAAUGCGAUUCAUUUCCUGAGGGAGCUGGUAGCGAGCCGUAAACACAGCGGCGGGUCAGAUGGAGAAUGCAAUGACCUCACAAUCGUCACCUGCACCGAAGGAAAUUGGGGCCGGGCGGUGGCUAGGAUGGCGGGCUAUAUCGGUGUCAAGGCGAUUGUUUACGUGCCCGAUCAUGUCCACGUCACGACCAGAGAAUUGAUCCGCGGCGAAGGGGCCGAGGUGAGGGUGGUGGAGGGCGGGGGCUAUGAAGCGGCGCUGGAGGCUGCGAAGAGGGAGCUUGGGAAUGGACAAGGGCGGCUGAUGGUGAUUGAUACGAGCUGGGAGGGGAAUGAACAGGUGCCGAAGUGGGUUGUUGAAGGCUACCAAACCAUGCUGGACGAGACGGACGAACAGGUUCUUGAUGCGACGGGCGGAAAGCCUGCUACACAUGCCAUCGUUCCGGUUGGAUGCGGCUCGAUCGGUCAAGCGGUCACGCAGCACUUCAAGAGUGCUGUCAGGGAGCAGAACGGUGUGCCUGCAGCUACCGUGCUUGCUGUCGAGCCAGAUACCGCUGCAUGUCUGAAGGCGUCACUCGAGAACGGAAAGAUGACAACCGUGGCUACGGGAGACAGCAUCAUGAAUGGCAUGAACUGCGGGACGCUGUCCACCACAGCAUGGCCAGUACUCGCAACAGGGGUCGACGGUAGUGUUGUUGUGAGUGAUAAGGAGUCACACAACGCAGUUCAGGAAUCAGCACAGCUGGGAAUCAAGGCAGGGCCUUGCGGAGCUGCGGCGUUGGCUGCUCUGAAACGGAUCUGUGAGACUGAGAAGGCAAGACUUGGGCUUGAUCAUCGCUCGGUCGUGGUUUUGUUUUGCACAGAAGGUCCCAAAGAAUAUGCCGUGCCUGGAUGAGCUUGUGGGAGGAGGCCUCGUGCCGGUCGAGAUCAGAGUACACAGGUACUUGUACAUAGCGCACUUCUCUUGCAGCACAAAGAGACAACGUAUUUGACG